This is a messenger RNA of Zymoseptoria tritici IPO323, 524 nucleotides long. RefSeq lists its product as uncharacterized. The annotation marks the transcript as partial. Lineage: Eukaryota; Fungi; Ascomycota; Dothideomycetes; Mycosphaerellales; Mycosphaerellaceae. The transcript has a single exon. The record is from RefSeq and is a predicted model, not a curated record.
GAGGAUGUUCGCAGUGCCCGUGGAUCGAGCUCAAAGGCAUCACGGAAGGCCGGAGCGUCUCGAGGCGCUAAGCGCAAGGCUAAGACGGGGUCUGCUGCUGAGAGCGAGGACGAGGAUGUCACAGACGAGGGUGGAGAUGAAGACAAGCAGCAAGAGACCCCCAGCAACUCCGAUGGAGAGGCCACGGAGGAUGACGACGAAAGUGUCAGCGGGUUUGCUCCUGCACCGCCAGCAUCACAGUCCUCCGCUCGUGCCCUGCGCAGUCAGACAACGACGAAAGCGUCUCAAGCGCAGAGUGGUGAUGCCAUGGAGAUCGAUGAUGAAGCUGACGUACCCCCACGACGAGAACUACCGUUUGGUGGACGAAAGACCACGUGGAAGGAACCUUCGCCUCCGUCGUCGAAGAGCAACCCCCCGGCAGAAGAUGGAGGUGAUGAUGAAGAGACAGACGAUGAAUUAUGAUCACGAUGUUCUCGCAUGGAUGCUCGAUAGAAUCAUGGUAUUGAUGUGUUCUGCUAUGAAGC